UCGAAGCUUUAUCGUUUAUGAAAAAAUACUACAUACGCCCACCCACUCACGAUGUGAUCUAUAUAAGGGCUUUCGCCUCCCCCUUCUUCGAGAUGUGGAUAGUUCCGUAGACACAGCUAAGAAUUCACUACUCAAGACUUAAGUACUCUAGUCAUAGCCGACGUCCUAGCACCCGCCAUGGCAGUCUUCAAUGCGACGACAACGACCGAUCAGGUCAUCGACGCCUUUAAAUCACAAGUCAAGGGGCGUACAUUCGUCAUCACCGGUGCCGGAAAACCUAGUAUCGGUAGUCAGAUGGCCGUCGCUCUUGCAAAGGCUUCACCGAUGCACAUUCUAAUCGCAUCGCGAACCGCCAGCAGAGUUGAAACAGUUUUGAAGGAAAUCACCGAAAUCGAUAGCUCUAUUAAGACGACCUUCGUGCAGGUUGACUUAACCGAUCACGACUCGGUCCGACGAGCAGCCAAGGAAAUUCAAGCGGCAGCACCCAAGAUUGAUGUGCUUAUUAAUAGCGCUGGUAUCAUGGCUAUCAAGGAGUUUACCGUGGACAAGCAGGGCAUCGAACUACAGCUUUCCGCCAACUACGUUGGACAUUUCCUCCUGACGAACCUGAUCAUGCCAUCCUUGCUAGCCGCCAGCCCAGCCCGAGUGGUCAACCUCACCGGCUCAGGCUACCGCAUCACCAAGUUCCGCUUCGACGAUUGGAACUUCUCAAACGGAAAAGAGUACGAGCGAUGGACUAGUUAUGGACAGGCAAAAUUAGCUAGCAUCCUUUUUACCUAUGGCCUUACCAAACGUCUCAAAGACCGCGGUAUCACGUCAACCGCUUGCCACCCAGGUUACAACGGCGAUACACAUCUCGGCGACCACCUCACAUAUGAUGACUACGGCGAGGUACCCGAUAUCAUGAGACGUAAUAUGGGCAUGGAAUGGGAAUGGGAAGAGCCCCGAUUUAAGACGUUCGACCAGAUUCCCACCACCUCGCUCAUCGCAGCUUUGGAUCCAGAACUUCCAGCCAAGUCACCCGCCUACUUACAGAAUAGUCAAAUUCACGAGACGGAUGAGCAUGCAAGAGAUCCCGAGGGUGUCGAGAAGUUGUGGAAGCUUAGCGAGCAGCUUGCUGGGCAGAAGUUUGAAUACUGAAAAGUCAACCCCAGCCUUGUAUGUGGCUAGCUUACUAAGGCAGCGAAUAAAUACCAACAUCAAAAAUAUAGCACUAAGCGCUCCCACAAAACAUUCCCUAGGACCAAUUUCGGCCUU
Messenger RNA from Hypoxylon trugodes, 1257 nucleotides. Its product is annotated as NAD(P)-binding protein. The record is from RefSeq and is a predicted model, not a curated record. The transcript has a single exon. Bases 178 to 1140 code for a protein of 320 amino acids. NCBI's taxonomy places the organism in Eukaryota, Fungi, Ascomycota, Sordariomycetes, Xylariales, Hypoxylaceae.